Molecule: messenger RNA, 1734 nt
Organism: Aspergillus tubingensis
Lineage: Eukaryota; Fungi; Ascomycota; Eurotiomycetes; Eurotiales; Aspergillaceae
Product: Zn(II)2Cys6 transcription factor
Exons: 1
Coding region: 1-1734 (577 amino acids)
Biological process (GO): DNA-templated transcription; regulation of DNA-templated transcription
Molecular function (GO): DNA-binding transcription factor activity, RNA polymerase II-specific; zinc ion binding; DNA binding
Source: RefSeq, a predicted model, not a curated record
AUGACUCGUCCGUCACCGCUGGCCUGUACGGAAUGUCGCAAGCAGCAUCUGAAAUGCGACGCCCAAACCCCCACCUGCUCUCGCUGCUUACAGAACCGACUAAAGUGUAACUAUCUUCCUUCUAGACGUGGAGGGAGACGGAAAACCCGUGAAGCACUCCGGCAGCAUCACGAUGCAUCUUCCGCAGACCUGCUCUUGUCACCUCACCCUACCGAUAUGAGUGGGCGUGAUGCUUCUUCGACUGUUUCUGGUCAGCAGAACCAGCGCAUCAGCCCAGUCGUGGAAGGCCAAGUCCAAGACGCUGCAGAUUCUGAUGCUCGACUAGUCCGCCUGUAUUAUGAAAACUUUCACUCCGCGCAUCCAAUCCUGGUUCCCGCGCCCUUGUAUGAAGAACGAAAGUACCCAGCGUACCUGCAUGAAGUCGUCACACUCAUAGGUGGCCAUUUCUUGUCUACUGGCUCCCUCCCUGAUAUGGCCAGUGUGCAACUAGGCGCUGAUGGAGAAAGGACGCCAUGCAAGGUUCAGGCACUUUUGCUUUAUUCGAUACUUUCAUGCGCUCGUGGCGAGUGCUCGCAAGCUCACACAUCCUUUUCCCAAGCUGUCGACAUUGCAUUGGAACUAGGAAUGUACAGACAAGAAUUUGCGUCCACGUCUUCCAAUGCCGUGGAAGCUGAGAGCCUGCGCCGGACUUGGUGGGAGCUUUUUAUCGUCGAUGUCUACAUGGCAGCUUUGCAGAAGAGAGUGGUCUUGCGAUGCAGCGGUGUUCCUUACGACGUUGCUUUGCCUUGCGAGGAGUCCGUAUAUGCCAAUUACACCAACAUACCAUCGCCUCCCACUCUUGCUGGGUUCAACAAACGCAUCUUCGCUGAUGAAGAAACAAGCUACUCAUCCUUCAGCUACCGCAUCGAAGCGGUAUGCAUCCUGGCACGGGUAUUGGUCUUGAAUAGCCUGCCAGAAACACACCGGGAUCACUUACAAGCUGUGGAAAAUGCGCUUGUCAGCUGGACAAAUCACCUUCCACCAAACAAAGUCGACAUCGUGGAUACGUACGGCAGCGUCGAUGAAAUACUUUUCCAGGCACACACUACUAUUCACUUUGCUGCAAUGCUCCUGCAUCUUCCAAGAAGCAGUCUUCGGCCCGUCUGUCCAGAAACAGAGUGCCCGAUUUGUCCAGUGAUUCCAUCUCGGCUUUCGCCAUCCUUCACCCGACAUGUUCAUGAUAUCAAAGCUACGGAGGCAUCCAAACAACUCUCCAAUCUUCUCUCAGUCCGCCCCAGCGUGCAGAGAUACAGUCCAUUUGUCGUGUUCAGCUUAGUACUCUGUGGAAUGGUUCAGCUUGCCACAAGCCGUAUCCACUCCUCAGAAUGCUCGGAUCAUCACUGUAACCGGAUAAUCUUGGUUCUAGGCUGUCUAAAGACACUGAAACAGAAGUGGCCCAUCGCAAAUCGAGCUCACUACUUCCUCCGGAGCGUAGCAGCAGAAACAUUUACGGCCUGGAUUGAGUCUCGAUAUCCACAAACCAGCAACGCUGUGCCUCUAGCCUCAAGAAAUGGUCCCAGCUUUCCACCUGAAAAUAAUGCUUGGCUCUCUGUUGUUAGCAGCAAUGACACAUCCAGGCCUGUGGAGACUGACGCACAAGGCAUAUUCUCGCCGGGGCUGUUAUCCGCGUACAUUGACCCAACCUGCAGCGAGCCGCUGCUUCUAGGUCCUAUGCCUGACCUUGACUUCACAUGA